Metschnikowia bicuspidata var. bicuspidata NRRL YB-4993 is the source of this 1693-nucleotide messenger RNA. Its product is annotated as sulfonate dioxygenase. NCBI's taxonomy places the organism in Eukaryota, Fungi, Ascomycota, Pichiomycetes, Serinales, Metschnikowiaceae. Gene Ontology annotation, molecular function: sulfonate dioxygenase activity. The record is from RefSeq and is a predicted model, not a curated record. Gene Ontology annotation, biological process: sulfur compound catabolic process. Gene Ontology annotation, cellular component: cytoplasm. Bases 380 to 1516 code for a protein of 378 amino acids. The transcript has a single exon.
ACGCAGUGAGCGCUUCCUCAUCAAACAGCUGUAUUUGUGUUAUUUGCUUAACAAAAAACGCUCUGUGAAACCUUUUCGAAGCCAUUUCGACAUCACAGCUUUUGAAUUAGUGUUCAUAAAAGGUUCCCCAUAAGGUGUGGCUCGUUCAUGGCGCAAGAUCUCGAUGUCUGCAGGUCUAAAUCCGGAAAAGAUCGAUUUUGCAGCAAUAGGUAUAGUGUGGCUCUCGUCUCACGUGCUCCCAGACAUGAAAUAUCUUGAAGUAUAAAUAUAGCUUGUUUGGAAUGAGGGAAACUCAGCUUUCUUAUUACAUCCAAGCCUUUUUCGACAAACAAGUCAGCAUUUCACUGCCAAGAAACAUAAGCCUGCUUCUUUAAUCGAGAUGUCUCCAGUUAAAACGUCUCUCUCUGGUGAUUAUGACACCCACUUCAAUAAAGAGAUUGAUACGGUCACCUCUGACGGGAUUCUUACUAUCAAUGAAGAAAACAGACAGAAGUCCAAUUUUCCUGACCUUUUGCCCACAUGGAACCCCAAAGAGAAACACCAACCAUUGAAGUCUUUUGAGCACAGUGACCCUGGUGCUAGAGCUGAUCCGUCUUUUCCAAACCUUCUUCCAAAAGGUGGCAAGCAAAAAAUCAAAAGAGUCACCCCAAAGUUGGGGACUGAAAUUAAAGGUGUGCAAAUCUCCCUGUUGGACGCCAAGGGGAAGGAUGAGUUGGCACUUUUGGUUGCAGAAAGGGGUGUGGUCAUUUUCAGGGACCAAGAUUUUGCCGAAAAAGGCCCCAAAUUUGCCGUGGAAUAUGGUGAGCAUUUUGGACGCCUUCACAUCCACCCAACUUCUGGUGCCCCUUUGGGUCAUCCUGAAUUACAUGUCACAUACCGAAGAGCCGAUCCGACCGAAUUCGACAGAGUAUUUUCGCAAAGAACAAGUGCUAUUUCAUGGCAUUCAGAUGUCUCUUACGAGCUUCAGCCUCCAGGCACGACUUUUUUCUCGGUGAUCGAAGGCCCAGAUUCUGGCGGCGAUACUAUUUUUGCGGAUACUGAAGAAGCUUAUAAUCGUUUGUCACCAGAGUUCAAAAAAAGAUUGCAAGGAUUGAAUGUCGUCCACUCAUCAGAACAACAGGCACUGAACUCAAGAAACCAAGGCGGGAUUGAACGAAGAGCCCCCGUGUCAAACAUACAUCCUUUGAUCAGAGUUCACCCUGUGACAGGAAGAAAAAGCAUUUUUUUGAACAGGCCAUUCGCAAGACACAUUGUUGAAUUGAAGGACGAGGAGUCCGACUACUUGCUAAACUUCUUGUAUUCACACAUUGAAAAUUCACAGGAUUUGCAGUUGAGAGCAAGCUGGAAGCCUAGGUCUGUGGUUGUCUGGGACAACAGACGAGUACUUCACUCUGCAGUCAUAGACUGGGACACUCCAAUUUCCAGACACGCUUUUAGAAUCACCCCUCAGGCAGAAAGACCCGUCGAGAAUUUGGAAGAUCUUAACAACCAUGUGGUUGACAAGGAGGAUCUUUGAAGUUCCAAACACGAGUCAGUCCAGUGCUAAGACAUCAAAUAAUCAGAGAAGAGAGAGAGACAAAGAGAGACGCGAAGAAACAUAAAAUUGAUCGACCAACGGUGUCAAAGAUAGUUUUGGAAAUGAAAUAGUCAUCUCGAAUAUUCUCCUUGAAUAUAUGAGCUUUUUAUCCUCAGG